CUCUUGCUUCUAAUCCGAACGUAUUGGGGGCCAUCAUGCAAGAUCCUUUGGUGAAGAACUUCCUCCAAUCCCACCAACCAGCUGCUAGGAUUGAAUCAGAGGAAUCUCCUGAAACUUUGGAGAAGUUACACCACUCUGACCAAAAAGACAACAAACGAAGUGGGUUUGCGGCUUCCAUGAAGGAGAGAGUGCAGAAUUUUAUGGGGGCAGCGACUGGAAAGGUAAGCAAUGUGUCAAAGUACUUUACUAACCGCUUGUUUGGGUCAUCAGAAGCGGAGAACACGUCGUCCGGUGCUAAUGGAAACACGAGAGCAAACUUCAUGUUUGGGUCAAAGUACUUUAACAACUUGUUUGGGUCAUCAGAAGCAGAGAAUAUGUCGUCUGGUGCUAAGGGAAACACGAGAGCAAACGUCAUGUUUGGGUCAAAGUACUUUAACAACUUGUUUGGGUCAUCAGAAGCAGAGAAUACGUCGUCUGGUGCAAAUGGAAACACGGGAACAAAGUUCAAGUUUGGGUCAAAAUACUUCAACAACUUGUUUGGGUCAUCAGAAGUGCAGAUAAUUCUGAGUUUGGUAAUGCUGGUGAUUAUGGUGGUCCUGUUCAAGCGGGUGUAAACUCUUACUAUCGCCGACCCUUCUAAUAAACUCUGAUAUGUUUCUUUCUUGCCUGUUUUUCCUUUUGCGCUAGUGCUUUUACAAGUUUUAUAUUCACAAAUAAUCUGUAAAUGUAUUUAUUUCUCCUGAGAAAAACAGAAGGGCAUUUACAGAGCAGCACAAGUUGUUGAAUGUGAAACUUGUAACUUAUGUCGAGGAGUGAGUUU
Molecule: messenger RNA, 820 nt
Organism: Neltuma alba
Lineage: Eukaryota; Viridiplantae; Streptophyta; Magnoliopsida; Fabales; Fabaceae
Product: nucleoporin nup189-like
Exons: 2
Coding region: 36-614 (192 amino acids)
Source: RefSeq, a predicted model, not a curated record